Bradysia coprophila is the source of this 2767-nucleotide messenger RNA. RefSeq names its product type II inositol 1,4,5-trisphosphate 5-phosphatase-like. The record is from RefSeq and is a predicted model, not a curated record. Gene Ontology annotation, cellular component: membrane. Gene Ontology annotation, biological process: signal transduction; phosphatidylinositol dephosphorylation. Lineage: Eukaryota; Metazoa; Arthropoda; Insecta; Diptera; Sciaridae. Gene Ontology annotation, molecular function: phosphatidylinositol-4,5-bisphosphate 5-phosphatase activity.
GACAUUUCUGCGGCUUCUCCACUGAAACUGGGAGUGAUUCUGUGUUCUGUGAUUGUUAUUGUUUUUAAGAAAAAACUUCGACUUCGCUGUUCUCAGUGCAUUUAAUUGAUCAAGUAUUACCGAAAAGAAUGUUCUGGUCAAUCUACUAACAGAAUUUUACGAACGACAUGGAUAAACACGUUCGCGUUCUCAGUAUUACACAAGAAAAAUUUCGCCAAGGAGAGAACGUUGUUUCGAUCUGCGAAAGUUACCAAAUAAUCGGCAGCGAAUACAAAAAUCAUCUCUUGGCCCUAGUCACUUCCGGUGGCACACAAGCGAUCUUUUCAUUUGCCGCAUCUAAAUGGAUACCGGAAUCAUUUUCCGAUUUGACGAUAGAGUCCAUUUAUCCGAUAAAUGACGAUUUUCGAUUGGAAACGUCGACCGUUGGCACCGUAUCACAAUGUCAAUUUAAAUUGAGCUCAACGUAUGGACAGGCCGUGUAUUACUAUUAUCCAUGCAGCAGCUCGCCGUCGUUCAAAGAAUUUGCUCAUUUCGAAAGAGACAUUUCGCUUGCCAAAUCGGUUAAACUGUCGCAGCCGAAUUUUCAGUGGCUGGAAGCUUAUCAACGCGAAGAUUUGUUGGCUAUUGACCGGAGCAUAGCUGAUGGGAGUGUGACAUUGAAGAAACGAGAGUCUAAGUUUCGCGAGGAAUUGGAGAAGCGAGAGCAUGAGUACAUAAUAUUCAAGAAAUUUCGAAUUUACACAGCAACGUGGAAUGUCAACGGUCAGUUACCAAGUGAUGUUUGCUUGAAGAGCUGGUUAUCUGUGACCGAUGAACCACCAGACAUUUAUGCCGUAGCUUUUCAGGAACUUGAUCUGUCCCCGAAAGCAAUCACAUUCAGUGAGUCACGACCUGAUCCAGUAUGGAUCCAAAAAGUAAAGGAUGGUCUUCAUCCGGGUGCUGAUUACGAGGAGCUCAUUUCCGUUCGGUUGGUGGGCAUGAUGCUGGUGAUUGCUGUACGUCAAGAGCUCAGAAAAAAUAUUAUUCGAUAUUCAACCGAAACUGUGGGUACUGGCGCAUUGAAUUUUAUGGGUAACAAGGGCGGUGUUGGUGUUAGUUUGCAACUGAACGAAGCGUUUAUCUGUUUCGUGAAUUCACAUUUAGCGGCUCAUACACAUGAAGUUGAUAGACGGAAAGAAGACCACGAUGAAAUUAUUCGCCGCAUGCAGUUUAAAUAUGGAAUUGUGCAGAGAUCAAUCGAUGAGCAUAAUCACAUUUUCUGGAUUGGUGACCUCAACUAUAGAAUCAUUGAAACGCAAGGCAGAAAUCAAUUUGACGAGGAAAACUAUUUGGAAUUGCUGAAAAUGGAUCAACUCUAUCAUGAAAUGCAUUGCAAGCGUGUCUUCAAUCAUUACAACGAGGGAAUCAUCCGUUUUCGUCCGACGUAUAAAUACGAUCCGGGCACUGAUAAUUGGGACAGCAGCGAAAAGAAUCGAGCGCCGGCCUGGUGUGAUCGGGUACUGUGGAAAGGAGAACGAAUCGAACAAUUGACUUAUGAAAGUGUGAUGCGAUUGCAAUUGAGUGACCAUAAGCCGGUGUAUGCGAUAUUCUUGUGCGGGGUCAAAACGAAGGACGAGCAAAAGUACAAACGGGUUCAUGAGGAUGUGCUCAAAAGAGUGGAUAAGUACGAGAACGAUAACCAACCCCAGAUAACUGUCGAACAAACGGACAUCGACUUCGACAUAAUCCGCUUCAACGAGACUUAUACUCGUGAUUUUACGGUGGCCAAUAACUGCCAUUUGCCCGUGCACUUUACGUUCCGCGGCAAAGAGGGUAAAGGCAGUAAGAUAUGCGAGUCGUGGCUGCAAGUGGAACCGACACAAGGCGAGCUUAUUACCGGGGACAGUCUCAGUGUACGGCUAAAAUUAUUCAUCGAUCAGCACACGGCAUGGCGAAUGCAUCGCAAGCAAAAGGAAUCGGGAAGCAAAGUACCGUUGGACAUAUUGGUGUUGCAUGUCGACAAUGGUCGAGACAUUUUCAUAACGAUGAUCGGUGAAUACAAACCGAGUUGUUUCGGGUUUUCGGUGGAAACGCUGAUCCGAUUGAACAAUCCCGUUCACGAGUUGGAUUUGAAGGAAUUGCUGAAAAUUGAAAACAGCACCGACACAGGUCCGUCCCAACCGAAUCGUAUUGAAAUUCCACGAGAAGUUUUUUUACUGGUUGACUAUCUGUUCAAAAAUGGACUCAAAACUCCGAAUUUGUUCACUGUCGAUCGACGAUAUGCGAAAAAUCCCAACAUCAACGAUAUCCGAGACUGGCUGGAUGUGUGGCAGACGACCAAUUUUGUGGGAACUCCUCAGACCGCUGGCGAGGCGUUAUUAAUGCUGCUGGAAUCUUCGCCGGAACCACUUGUCAGUCCACUGGAGGACGAAUGCUUGUAUGCUGACACAUUCGAUAAAUGCCGAGAGAUAAUCAAAAUUCUGUCAAUUCCAAAGAAAAACGUUUUCUUGUACAUUUGCUUCUUCUUGCAAGAGGUGCUGAAACACAGUACUUACAAUCGAUCGGAUGCGGGCAAAUUGGCUAUGAUAUUCGGUCGGGUAUUUUUACGGGGACACAGUACUUCACGGAAUCAUCAUCGAUCGCUACCGGAAAAGGAACGUGAAGAUCGUCGAACGGCAUUCAUGUAUAAAUUUUUGGUCGGCGAUAUAAGGGAAUUUGUGCGGAACGAGAUUCCGAUUGCAAUGGCUAUUAGUCAAUAAAAGAAAUUAUUUAACACAAUUCAACCAUA